AUGCAUUUUCAGGAAGCGCACCAAAUUGCAAGGUUUGGAGAGAGGAAAGCGCUCUACGAUAAAUUUGAAGUGUACAAGGUGUUUGCGACGUCGAGUGCCAGUCACCUUGGAUAUCUGAUGUCCGAAUACGAGAGCAUCACCGGCCGUUCCGUCAAAGAAGCGAUCGAACGCGAUUUCAGUGGCGACGCCAAGCAUCUGUUACUGGGAAUUGGUGUUCGUGACAAAGACCUGAUUCGUCUUCUUGUUUCUCGAGCUGAGAUUGACUUGGCCGAAGUACAAGUGGAAUACGAACGUCUCUUCAAACAGUCACUUUUACAAGUGAGCAUUCAAAUAUUUCCUGCAGUGAUCCGAGAAGAAUGUAAAGGAGCUUAUCGAGAUGCACUUCUAGGCAUCGUUAAGGGUAACAGGAGUUUGAACUAA
Messenger RNA from Angiostrongylus costaricensis, 420 nucleotides. The record is from the annotation of a GenBank genome assembly. Lineage: Eukaryota; Metazoa; Nematoda; Chromadorea; Rhabditida; Metastrongylidae.